AUGGCCUCAAGGGCUAUCCUCAGGAGGAGGAAGGACAUUCUACGGCACACUAAUGUGCCUAUUUUGUCCCCUUCAUUCACUAGCACAAUUGGGCAAGGACAAUUUGGUUGUGAGGUUGAUCAUCAAAGAUCUAGUGAGGAUGAGAAGCAGAAGCAACAAAAAAAGGAGGCAUCCCCCGAAGAAUGUGAUCAGGCAGUGGAAGGAUUAAGCACUGCAAAAGCAAAAGCUAAGCUGGAGGAAGUGCAAAAGGCUGACCAAUCAGUGGUACAGAAAUUCUGGGCAAAGCUUCUGGGUAUUGGCCCUGCUUUACGACUUAUUGCUUCAAUGAGCAGAGCUGAUUGGGCUGCAAAGCUGAAGCAUUGGAAGGAUGAAUUUAUUUCUACACUGCAGCAUUAUUGGUUGGGCACUAAGCUACUCUGGGCAGAUGUUAGAAUCUCAUCAAGGCUGUUAGUGAAACUUGCUAGUGGAAAGAGCCUCACAAGACGAGAGAGGCAGCAGCUCACACGCACAACAGCAGAUCUAUUCAGGCUAGUACCUUUUGCAGUUUUUAUUAUCGUUCCAUUCAUGGAACUCUUGUUGCCAGUGUUCCUCAAGUUGUUCCCAAACAUGUUGCCAUCCACUUUCCAGGACAAGAUGAAAGAAGAGGAGGCCCUAAAAAGGAAACUGAAAGCAAGGAUGGAAUAUGCAAAGUUUUUACAAGACACUUCUAAAGAAAUGGCAAAGGAAGUUCAAACAUCACGUAGUGGAGAAAUGAAACAGACUGCUGAAGAUCUGGAUGAGUUCUUGAAUAAGGUUAGGAAAGGUGGGCAUGCCUCCAAUGACGAAAUAUUGAGCUUUGCAAAGCUAUUUAAUGACGAGCUGACUUUGGAUAACAUGAGCAGACCUCGACUUGUUAAUAUGUGUAAAUACAUGGGGAUCCAACCUUUUGGCACAGACCACUACUUGCGAUUCAUGCUUCGAAAGAAACUACAAGACAUUAAGAAUGAUGAUAAGAUGAUUCAAGCUGAGGGUGUGGAGUCUCUUUCUGAAUAUGAGCUUCGACAAGCAUGUCAUGAGCGUGGGCACCUUGGUUUGUUGUCAACAGAGGAGAUGCGCCAACAGCUCAGAGACUGGCUGGAUCUAUCACUCAAUCAUUCUGUGCCAUAUUCUCUUCUAAUACUCUCAAGAGCUUUUACUGUGUCUGGUAAAAUGAAACCUGAAGAGGCCGUUGUAGCAACCUUAUCUUCCCUGCCAGAUGAAGUUGUCGAUACAGUUGGAACUGUACUGCCUUCUGAAGAUUCUGUUUCAGAGAGGAAGAGAAAAUUGGAAUUUCUGGAGAUGCAGGAAGAACUUAUCAAGGAAGAGGAGAAAAGGCAAGAGAAAGAAGACAAGGCAAAACUGGAGGAGCCUAAGGCCACUGAAGAAGAUUUGGCUUUGAAGGAAAUGACUGAGCCUACUGUUAGGGAGGAAGAAGAACUAAAGAAAGCGAAAACGCAUGAUAAGAAAGAGCAGCUUUGUAAUAUCAGUCAAGCAUUGGCUGUGCUUGCAUCUGCUUCUUAUGUUACCAAGGAGCGACAAGAGUUUUUAAGCCUUGUCAACAAGGAGAUAGAACUAUAUAACAAUAUGCUCGCAAAGGAGGGUACAGAUGGUGAAGAAGAAGCCAGGAGAGCAUACAAGGCUGCUAGGGAGGAAUCAGACCAUGCUGCAGAGGCAGCUGUGGGAGUAAAGGUCUCUUCAGCUUUGAUUGAUAGGGUUGAUGCUAUGCUUCAAAAGUUAGAAAAGGAGAUUGAUGAUGUUGAUGCUCGAAUUGGCAAUCGUUGGCAGCUGCUGGAUAGGGACCGUGAUGGCAAGGUGACUCCUGAAGAGGUGGCUGCAGCUGCAAAUUAUCUCAAAGACACCAUAGGAGCAGAAGGCGUCCAGGAGCUUAUCAGCAAUCUUUCUAAAGACAAUGAAGGGAAUAUCCUUGUGGAAGACAUUGUGAAGCUGGCGUCACAAACAGAGGAAAACAAUGAACUUGAAGAAACGGCACGAUGA
Molecule: messenger RNA, 2013 nt
Organism: Miscanthus lutarioriparius
Lineage: Eukaryota; Viridiplantae; Streptophyta; Magnoliopsida; Poales; Poaceae
Source: the annotation of a GenBank genome assembly